Molecule: messenger RNA, 1143 nt
Organism: Cajanus cajan (pigeon pea)
Lineage: Eukaryota; Viridiplantae; Streptophyta; Magnoliopsida; Fabales; Fabaceae
Product: polyubiquitin 11
Molecular function (GO): protein binding
Source: RefSeq, a predicted model, not a curated record
GCUUCACCACUUCCCACGUGUCACAAUCUUAUUUGAGGACCUAUACCGUUGCCGUCACCAAGCAACGCAUCGUUUUGCUAUAUAAACGAAGCCCCUCACCACCAUCUUCCCCCAACCAACGUUAGAAACAAACGCUUACUGCACCUUUACAAGAUGCAAAUCUUCGUUAAGACUCUCACCGGUAAGACCAUCACCCUUGAGGUGGAGAGCUCUGACACCAUUGACAAUGUUAAGGCUAAGAUUCAAGACAAAGAAGGCAUCCCACCAGACCAGCAAAGGCUUAUUUUUGCUGGGAAACAGCUCGAGGAUGGCAGAACCCUAGCUGAUUACAACAUCCAAAAGGAGUCCACCCUUCACUUGGUUCUCCGUCUUCGUGGUGGAAUGCAAAUAUUUGUUAAGACUCUCACUGGAAAGACCAUCACCCUUGAAGUUGAGAGCUCAGACACCAUAGAUAAUGUCAAGGCUAAGAUUCAAGACAAAGAGGGUAUCCCACCAGACCAACAGAGGCUCAUUUUUGCUGGGAAACAGCUUGAGGAUGGACGCACACUUGCAGACUACAACAUUCAGAAGGAGUCCACCCUUCACCUUGUCCUUCGUUUGAGGGGUGGCAUGCAGAUCUUUGUCAAGACUUUGACUGGAAAGACUAUUACCUUGGAGGUUGAAAGUUCAGACACUAUUGACAAUGUCAAAGCAAAAAUCCAAGACAAGGAGGGAAUUCCACCAGACCAACAAAGGUUGAUCUUUGCUGGGAAGCAAUUGGAGGAUGGAAGGACUCUUGCUGAUUACAACAUUCAGAAAGAGUCUACUCUUCACCUUGUCUUGCGUCUUCGUGGUGGAUUUUAAGUUUAAUAAUGUUUUGUAGGUCUCUUCUUGUGUCUAGUAUGUGUAUGUCCAGCAUCGCUUUGGGCCUUCAUGUUUCUGAACUUUCGUAAAUGUGUGGGUGUCGGGUCCGUUGUGGCCCUUGAAAAACUAUCGUUGACCGUGAUCUAUUUUAUAAUUCAGUUAUAGUUCUGUUCAUGAAUAUGGACAAUUUGCUAUCAUGUUCGAUGAAAUUUAGCACUUUCAUUAUGUUCUGUUCUUGCAUCAGCAGAACUCUUGAGUAUUACAUGCUAAGCAAAGUAAAUGGGUACAGUUGUUUCAUUA